Rosa rugosa (rugosa rose) is the source of this 1608-nucleotide messenger RNA. RefSeq lists its product as uncharacterized. The transcript is spliced from 2 exons. Lineage: Eukaryota; Viridiplantae; Streptophyta; Magnoliopsida; Rosales; Rosaceae. The record is from RefSeq and is a predicted model, not a curated record. Bases 292 to 1608 code for a protein of 438 amino acids.
AGGUAACUGGCUAGGUCACUGUUAAUGUUACUGUCAAGUUUUUGUCACUGACAAUGUCACUGUUGUAUUUGCAUAUGUCAUUGGUUAUGUUUGUGAUAUUCAUAUGGGUAAGCAGCUGUUUGAAAAAUAACUAACUAGUUUUCUAUUUUUAUUUUUUAUUUUCCAAACAGUAUUGGUUUUGCCACAAGACGGGAGUAGUGCCGCCAAUCUCUGGAAGAGAAACCGAAAAACACGGAAUAAGAAAGUGGCAAUUAAAGACCCUGAUAGAAAAAAAAAGGGGAUUUCAACACCAUGGGAAAGUUGAAGAAAAUCUUUGAUAAAGUUAAAGAAGAUGCAGAGGAAGAAGAUUCUGAGUCUAAUACAGACACAGAAAGUAAAGAAAAAAAGAAUGAUGGGCAAGAAGAUAUUGUUGAAAAUAGAACCAGUGGAAACAUUAAGGAUGAGAAGAUGGAGACAGAGAUAGGGAAGACCAAUGAAGAGAAGAACGAAUUACAGAGAAAGCUGGAGGGAAAGGAAGAAGAGCUAAGUGCUUUGAAAAAAGAAGUUGAGGAGAAAGAAAAGGAAAUUGGCAGAAUAAAAGAAGAGAAUGAGGAUGUGUUAUUGGAAAAUGAGGUGCUGAAAAUUGAGAAAGCCUCACUAAUUAACAGAGUGAAGCACUUGGAGGGCAUAGUGAUGGCACUAACUGAGAAGUUUGAGUCGCCAAUAGCACGUCCAGGUGAUGACAACGACUCAACUCCUCCUCCCCCACCACCUAGUUUCCCUCCGCCAAAACCAAAUGCCCCUCAGGACAAGCCAACUGACAGCAAGCACUCCAAAAACACAAAAUCUCAAGGUGGUAGUCAGGGAACUCAAUCACAACCUGCCUGCUCCACAGCAAGCGCAUCUGAGAUGGCAUCUGCAGCACCUCACUCAACCGACCAAGGACAUCAGUCACCACUUCAAUGCCUUGCCCAAGCAGCUGCACAGAUUCAUUCACCAACCUCUCCUGAGGUUAAAUUGAGAAUGACGGAAGAUGCUUGCACACCGAAUACUGCUUGGGUUAAUGCAUUGUUUGUGUUUCCACCUCCGGGCGUGUUUCAAACUCCACCUCCAAGAAAAGUCAGUUUGGAAGAUAUGCAAGCAGAGCCAAACAAGUAUCAGAUCAUUAUAUCACCAGAGGUUCAGCCUGUUUUUGACGUCGAACCAGUCAAUUACAUUUCUCCUACAGAACAGAUGACAAGAGCUGAGUUCAUCAAGCCAAUUUUAGAGGAGAUAUCAGGGCAGGACUCAGAAUCUAUUGGCCUCUAUUGUUAUGUGGUUAGGAUGAAGAGAAAGGAGAGAGUACAAAAAACACAUCAUAUUUUCUGGUGGGACGAGGUGAAAGAGCAAAGGCAGAGGGUGAAAAUGACCAGAAUCACAGCACAGGAAAAGAAAAAAGGACAGACAGCUGAACAGAAGCCACAGGAGGAAGUGAUACAUGAUUUGACGAUUAAUGUGGAUGACGAGGAACAAACAGAAAAAAAUGAAAUUGAAGUGAUAGAUUGGCAAAAACGACAACUGUACAACCUACUUGACAGCCCAACUAAAAGCAAACUAGAGAAGUACUGGAACAAGGCAGAACAAAGGUAA